Messenger RNA from Orycteropus afer afer, 642 nucleotides. Its product is annotated as olfactory receptor 13A1-like. Gene Ontology annotation, biological process: G protein-coupled receptor signaling pathway. The transcript has a single exon. Gene Ontology annotation, molecular function: G protein-coupled receptor activity; olfactory receptor activity. Lineage: Eukaryota; Metazoa; Chordata; Mammalia; Tubulidentata; Orycteropodidae. Gene Ontology annotation, cellular component: membrane. The record is from RefSeq and is a predicted model, not a curated record. Bases 1 to 642 code for a protein of 213 amino acids.
AUGGCCCAGCUCUUCUUCCUCAUCUGGUCUGGGUCCUCCGAGCUACUGCUGCUCUCAGUCAUGGCCUUUGACCGCUAUGUGGCCAUCUGCCGCCCACUGCACUAUGGUGCCAUCAUGAGCCCAGGGGUGUGCAUGGCACUGGCUGGGAGUGUGUGGGGGAUCUGUGCCCUGAGUGCCUCACUCAACACAGGUUUGACUGCCAUGCUGACCUUCUGCGGGCCCCGUGUCAUCGAGCACUUCUUCUGUGAGAUCCCCCCACUGCUGCUGCUCUCCUGCAGCCCCACACGACUGAACAGCAUCAUGACUCUCCUGGCCGACGGGUUCUAUGGCUUCACCAACUUCAUGCUGACUCUGGCCUCCUAUGUCUGCAUCGUGGCCAGCAUCCUGCGCAUCCGCUCUCGGGAGGGCAAGCGCCGUGCCUUCACCACCUGCUCCUCCCACCUCAUUGUGGUCUCUGUGUACUACUCGGCCGUGUCCUGUGCCUACAUCAGCCCCGCUUCCAGCUACAGCCCCGAGAGGAGCAAAGCGGCUGGGGUGAUGUACACUGUGCUGAGUCCCACCCUGAACCCACUGAUCUACUCCCUCAGGAACAAGGAUGUUCACCGUGCCCUGGGCAAGCUGCUCCCCUUCUGUCAAAGGUGA